GCCCGACCUGCCGCUGGGGUCGCGGCUUGCUGACGUGUGGGCCCGCAGGUGCCGGCCGACAUGGCGGUGGACAUCACCCUGCUGUUCCGGGCUAGCGUCAAGACCGUGAAGACGCGGAAUAAGGCUCUGGGCCUGGCGGUGGGCGGCGGGGCCGAUGGCACCCGCGACGAGCUGUUCCGCCGGAGCCCCCGGCCCAAGGGCGACUUUUCCAGCCGGGCCCGUGAAGUGAUUUCUCACAUUGGCAAACUGAGAGAUUUUCUUCUGGAACACAGGAAGGAUUAUAUCAAUGCUUACAGCCAUAUCAUGUCUGAUUAUGGGAGGAUGACAGACACAGAGCGUGACCAGAUAGACCAGGAUGCGCAGAUAUUCAUGAGGACCUGCUCGGAAGCAAUCCAGCAACUCCGCACAGAAGCCCACAAGGAGACCCAUUCCCAGCAAGCCAAGGAGCACCGGGCCGCCGUGCUGGACUUCACUGAAGACUACUUAAAAAGAGUGUGCAAGCUUUACUCAGAACAGAGAGCCAUCCGAGUGAAGCGAGUGGUGGAUAAGAAGAGGCUGUCAAAGCUGGAGCCAGAGCCAAAUACAAAGACAAGGGAAUCCACACCUUCAGAGAAAGUCACACAAGAUUCUGAAGACAAGCCUGCCACUGAAGAACAUCCCGAGAAGCUCUUGUCUGAAGCACAGCCGGAGGUGGGAGCGUGGGGUGAUGGCAAGGGUGAAGACGAGCUGUCCCCGGAAGAAAUACAAAUGUUUGAACAAGAAAAUCAGCGGCUCAUUGGAGAAAUGAACAGCCUGUUCGAUGAAGUGAGGCAAAUUGAAGGGAAAGUGGUUGAAAUUUCCAGACUCCAAGAGAUAUUCACCGAAAAGGUUUUGCAACAGGAAGCCGAGAUCGACAGCAUCCACCAGCUCGUGGUUGGGGCCACUGAGAACAUCAAGGAGGGCAACGAGGACAUCCGGGAGGCCAUUAAGAACAACGCCGGCUUCCGCGUGUGGAUCCUCUUCUUCCUGGUCAUGUGCUCCUUCUCGCUGCUCUUCCUCGACUGGUAUGACAGCUAGCUCGCGGUGGCCGAGGCUGCAUGGACCUCUCAGACACAGCCGGCACCCUCGGGCUCGGUGCCAGGGCACGGCCGUGCCAGGUGGAUGAUGGGAGGGCAGCGGCUGAGACAGGAACUUCACGGAAAGGAAGCCGAGGAAGGCAGCCCGCUGAAAGCUGGGAGGCACAGGACUGGAACGUGUGGAGGUGGCAGGGCCACGUGGCCAGCAGCCUCUCUGCCGAGACCACGUAGGGCGUGAGGGGCCUGUUCACCCUGCACACGUCGUUGGCUCUCCUGCCCUGCCCAGCCCAGGAGGCUCAGGCAAGACCCCAGCUAGAAGCACCCCUCCCAAAAUGGCUGUCUCUUGCUUCCUGUGGCUUCUUGCCUGCCCGAGUCCCUGAUUCCAAGUCGGUGUCGUGGAACAGUCCACGUGAAUGUAAUAAAUGUGACUCCAGCCA
Molecule: messenger RNA, 1492 nt
Organism: Dipodomys ordii (Ord's kangaroo rat)
Lineage: Eukaryota; Metazoa; Chordata; Mammalia; Rodentia; Heteromyidae
Gene: Stx18
Product: syntaxin 18
Exons: 11
Coding region: 61-1056 (331 amino acids)
Biological process (GO): retrograde vesicle-mediated transport, Golgi to endoplasmic reticulum; intracellular protein transport
Cellular component (GO): membrane; endoplasmic reticulum; SNARE complex
Molecular function (GO): SNAP receptor activity
Source: RefSeq, a predicted model, not a curated record